Arachis ipaensis is the source of this 729-nucleotide messenger RNA. Lineage: Eukaryota; Viridiplantae; Streptophyta; Magnoliopsida; Fabales; Fabaceae. The record is from RefSeq and is a predicted model, not a curated record.
AUGACCUCCUCCCUAAAGCUAUCUGCCUUUGGAGAUGGCUCCUUCAGCAAUCCCACUCUGUUUCGGUCAAUAGUUGGUGGUCUGCAGUAUGCUACGAUUACAAGACCUGAGAUCUCCUUUUCAGUAAAUAAAGUAGCCCAGUUCCUUCACAACCCUCUUGAGUCCCACUGGAAAGCUGUAAAACGAAUCCUCAGGUACCUAGCAGGCACCACAGAAUAUGGCCUCAGGUUCAGCAAGUUCACAAACUUCAGGAUCUAUGGCUUUUGCGACUCUGAUUGGGCCAGUGAUGUUGAUGAUCGCAAGUCAACAAAUGGGUAUGGCAUUUACCUUGGCUCAAACUUGGUCUCAUGGGCUAGCAGAAAGCAAACUGCAGUGUCCAAAAGCAGCACUGAAGCUGAAUUUCGAGGAAUUGCAGAUGCUGUGACCGAAAUCAUUUGGCUUCAAAACCUUCUCAGUGAAAUGAGAAUCGCAUGCUCGACAAAACCUGUGGUAUACUGCGACAAUCAAAGUGCAGUCAUGCUCUCUGCCAACCCAAUUAUACACAACAAGUCCAAGCACUUUGCUCUCAAUCAGUCCUUUGUUCGAGAUUAUGUAACCAGAAAAAAAAUAUUUGUGCAACACAUCCCAGCUCAAGAUCAACUAGCAGACACCCUAACCAAACCUCUCUCAACUACAACCUUUGACAGAUUCAGAAAGCUGCUAAGAGUUUUCAAUACAGAGUCAUCAUAG